Molecule: messenger RNA, 1647 nt
Organism: Danaus plexippus (monarch butterfly)
Lineage: Eukaryota; Metazoa; Arthropoda; Insecta; Lepidoptera; Nymphalidae
Exons: 2
Coding region: 175-1569 (464 amino acids)
Source: RefSeq, a predicted model, not a curated record
AUGGUAGGGCACUAAGUGAAAAGAUCAACAAUAUCGGCUUGCCUUUGACAUCGCAUCUUACAAGGUUUAUGCAAUAUAAAUGCUAAAACGAUUCAUUGAUGGCACGGAGAGGUGGUCAAUAUAAAACACGACAACGUCUAUGACAUCCCACACUGACCUCAUCAUACCGGAGAGAUGAACGCGGUGGUGUUGUUAUCGUUGGUAGCGGCUGUAGUGGGCGAGGCACCUUAUAACUUACCCCGGCCAGCACCUCAUGCGCCAGCCAUCAACUACCAACCUAUUCCAGUACAGCCACAGCCGAAUCCUCAACCACAGGCUCCUCAAUACCCCUCUAAUGGAUACAGUUAUCAAAGACCAAGCAAUCCUAUUCUAAUUCCUUCUGACCCAGUUCCACAGCCUCAAUAUCCUCAACCAAUUAGACCAGCACCGCAACCUUUACCCCAUUACCCGCAACCACAGCCUGUACCCCACUACCCGCAACCACAGCCUGUACCCCACUACCCGCAACCACAGCCUGUACCGAAUUACCCUCAACCAAUAAGACCAGCACCACAACCUGUGCCUCACUACCCGCAACCACAACCCGUACCUUACUACCCUCAACCACAGCCUGUACCCCACUACCCGCAACCACAGCCUGUACCGAAUUACCCUCAACCAAUAAGACCAGCACCACAACCUAUACCUUCCUACCCGCAACCACAACCCGUGCCUCACUACCCUCAACCAAUUAGGCCAGCACCACAGCCGGUGCCCCACUAUCCUCAACCACAACCUGCCCCUUACUUCCCACAACCUCAACCAAUAGCACCACAGCCGCAACCUAUUUCACCACCGGGCACAUCUUACGGAGUGCCAGCCCCCAUACAACCAUACCAGCCUCUUCCCUCAGUCAUUCCUCAGCCUCAACCAGCUCCUAUCCUAUACCAGCAACAACAAGUACAAUACCAACAGCAGCAGCAACAACAACAAGUUCAAUACCAACAGCAUCAGCAACAACAGCAAGUACAAUACCAACAGCAACAGGUGGUGGAGCAGCAAGUACAACAACAACAACAGCCACAACAACUCUUACCUCAAGGAUACCUUUACCCACAAGGACAACCUGCCCAACAAGUGUCAGUAAAAUCUCAAGAGUCGAGUUCCGCAGUGUCAAGUUACCAGGCCGACUCCAUUCAGUACAGCAACGCCCAACAAGAUCAGGUUCACAGAGAAGCUUUAGACAACGUCGUUGUUAGUCGAGUACAAGAUGUUAUAAAGGACAGCGAACACUCAUCAGCUAAGGAGUCGGGAUAUGUUUCCCUCGUUUCUGGAGUGUCUUUGGGAGAAGCUAAGCCAAGCAGAGAAAUAUUAUCUUUUGUGCACAGUUCGCCAGUGUCUGGCCAAUCUAGUCAAAGCUCCCAAUCAUCUUCAUCUUCAUCAUCAUCAUCAUCAUCAUCAUCAUCAUCAUCAUCAUCAUCAGUAGAACAACAAAACGAUUCUUCGGAUUACAGUCUGUCGUCUGAUGAAUUAAGGGGGGCAUUCUUGCCGGAAAACAAACCGGCGUCGUCAUACGGUUUACCAAAUUAAUUAUAAAUAAUAUAAUCAAAAUUUAUUUUGUAAAUACGAGUAUUUGUAAUAAAGUUUGUAAAUAAAGUAUUUUAGAUA